AUGGCAACUCGAAGACACGAUAGUGAAGGUCUCAUUCCUGUUGAGCACCACCACACCAGCCCACCUGUUAGCCCGAUACCCAGUCCUCUAGUAGCUGGAUCCUCCCAUCAACCUCAAGAUACCAUGGCGCCAAUUAGCCCCGAGCCUACUGGCAUCACUCCCUUGUCUCCCUCCCCAGAACAAUCAGGCACUCUGCUGCCCACCUAUGAAAAGUCACGACAUGAUCACGACGCGCCUAUUCCCGUCCACAAUUCCCCCACCGCCCCCGAAAAAGCAUAUAAUGGCCAGCCGGUCGAGCAAGCCCAAGGGAGCUAUUUCAACCAAGCUCCCGCUCAUCCUUCCGAUGUAAAGGCGUACUCAGGCCAGCCAGGCCCCCAGCAGAUGCAACAAAAUCCUCAGCAGCAAAUGUACUAUACUCCCUAUGGCCACCCUAGUGGAUAUGCGACCGCGGUCCCCUUGCAUGCGCUUCAGUCCGCGCCGUGCCCGGUGGACUGCCCCGCCUGUGGUCGCCGAGAGAUGACUCGAGUGGAGCCGGUGACUGGGAUGACUACACAUGGAUGGGCUGCCGUUCUAUGCUUCUGCUGCUGCCUCGGAUGUAUCCCAUACUUGAUGUCUUCACUCAAGGAUGUCGACCACUACUGCGGCGCUUGCGGUACUAAGCUUGCCUGUUGGCAUAAUAGCGGGCGCAUUCAAGUCUUCCAGAUUGCAGCAGGACACCCUGCUCAACAGGCUGCUCAGAAUGGUCCCCAGUCCCCACCAGCGCAGCCCCAGCCAGCUCCCCCAAUGCACCAGUAUGCUUGA
This is a messenger RNA of Penicillium brasilianum, 801 nucleotides long. Lineage: Eukaryota; Fungi; Ascomycota; Eurotiomycetes; Eurotiales; Aspergillaceae. The record is from the annotation of a GenBank genome assembly.